Chrysemys picta bellii (western painted turtle) is the source of this 1434-nucleotide messenger RNA. The record is from RefSeq and is a predicted model, not a curated record. NCBI's taxonomy places the organism in Eukaryota, Metazoa, Chordata, Testudines, Emydidae.
UCUGCUCUCACACUUCUCACCCCCCAUCUGUUUCUAGGUCUGUCCCAGCCGGACGCCCCAGCCAUGGGCAGAGCCCUGCUGCCACAGCACGACGUCGGGGAAAGGGAGCUCCCGCCUCAGGGCCCCCUCUGGAGAGCAGGGGGUCCUGCCACGCUGAGAGUCCUGAUCCUCGCCCUGCUCUGGAGGGGGUCCCUGUCCCAGCCACCUGGAUUUACCCUGGCGGUGCCGCAGUCGGUGUCAGUGCAGGAGGGUCUCUGCGUUCUUGUCCCCUGCACCUUCACGUACCCAGCCUCGUACGACACCGACAAUCCCUCGGCCCAGCUAUACGGACAAUGGUACAAGCAGCCUGCUACUGUGGGCCAGGAUCCUCCUGUGGCCUGCAGUGUCCCCAUCGGGAAUGUGUCGCUAGAGACCCAGGGCCGGUUCCGGCUGACGGGGGAUCCAGCGCUCGGCGAUUGCUCCCUGCAAAUCAGUGAUGCCCGACGGAGGGAUGCAGGGAGAUAUUUCCUUUACAUCGAGAAAGGCAUGUUAGAUCACACUUACCGCUCCAAUUCCGAUGGCACUGCCCCUGCGCUCACGAUCUCCGUGGGAGAGUUGACGGAGGAGCCAGAGAUCAAGAUCUCGCCGGCGCGGGGGCUGCCAGGGACGUUGCUGGCUGGGGAGCCGGUGAAUGUGACCUGCACGGCCCCUGGGCGCUGCUCCGGGACCCCUCCCCAAGUCACCUGGACGGGGCCGUUCAGUGACACAGCUCGGAAUGUCUCAGCCCAGCUGGCGAAUGGCACCUGGGCCCACAGCUCCGAGCUCCGCUUCACACCCGGCCUGGGGGACGAUGGCAAAGAGCUCGUCUGCACCGUCACCUACAGCUCAGCACAGGGACCUUCCACCAGCAGAACCAUCCGGCUCCACGUAGGCUACCCACCCGAGCCCCCCAACAUCACCGGGACCCUGACCAGGAACAGACGCCCCGUGCCAGAUGCCCGGGGAGCUGAGGGCGAUGUUGUGUCUCUGGAGACCCAGGAGGGUGACUCCCUGAGUCUGAGCUGUGAGGCUCGGAGCAGACCUGAUGCCACCCUGAGCUGGGCCAAGGGGAACGAGUCCCUGAGCACCGGUCAGGGAGGGGCUGGGCGCCUGGAGCUGCCGAAUCUCAGCCGAGGGGAUGCUGGGGAGUAUCGGUGCUGGGCGAAGAAUUCCUACGGAUCUGCCAGCCGGGCCCUGCAUGUGCACAUGCAGUACAGCCCCCGGCCAGGGACCAGACUGAACUCGUCCUGCCAGUGCCAGGGGCUCAGCAUCAGCUGCAGCUGCUCCUUGCGCUCCCACACCCCACCCCGGCUCCAGUGGCAGGUGGACGGCGAGCCCCUGGCUGGGAACGGCUCACAGGGGGCCCUGCAGAUCAGCUUGUGGGCCCAGGGGGACGAGACUGUCAGAAAAGUGUAG